This is a messenger RNA of Diachasmimorpha longicaudata, 4207 nucleotides long. RefSeq names its product kelch-like protein diablo (gene dbo). Gene Ontology annotation, molecular function: protein binding. Bases 557 to 2422 code for a protein of 621 amino acids. The transcript has 5 exons. The record is from RefSeq and is a predicted model, not a curated record. Lineage: Eukaryota; Metazoa; Arthropoda; Insecta; Hymenoptera; Braconidae.
CAUCAGUGUUCCCCCCCAGCAGCUGUGUGUGUGUGCGUUGGUUGACCCAACCGAUGCGCCAGAUAAUAAUUGUCAAAAAUGAUUAUUGCAAUUGUGUAUGUGUGAUUAAAAUCAAUCAAAUGCGUUAACCAAGUGUCCUCAAAACACUUUCCCAAGUGUGUUCACUCUCCAUUUGUGCCAUUUUAACAUAAUAAAUCACGAGAACAUCUCCACUCAACGAUUCAUAACUGAAAUUCCAGAGUGAAUUUUCACGUAAAAACGAUUCAUUUGUCCGAGUAUUAAAAAAAAGGAACGAGUGCUGUAUGAUCAUAGCGAUGUUGUGUAAAGGCGGAACGAAUUAAAUUCUCAGGAGUGAAUCAUAACUUCGAGGGGUAAUAGUGUGACCCUAUUUUUCACCUGGUUGUACCGAAAAACAUCAAAGUCACAGGUUGCAUUGAUAGCGAGGCAAAGCCAGAAGGUGAAAGCGAAUGCCUAGUUUUAAAAAGUCAAAAAAGAGAGAGGAAAAAAAAUAUAGGAAAAAAGGGAGAAUUGUGACCGAACAGAUCGGUCCUGGUGAAUGGUGUUGCAGAUAGACUCGGUGUGGGGUUGGGCGUCACCCCCGCUGCGCCUACAGCUAGCCGGGGGGAGCCGAGGCGCCUCGGGGAGCUCGGCUGGCCAAGCAUCCUCGAGCCAGAGGAUGGGCGAGAUGGUGGUCGAACGAGCACCAUCGCCAGCACGCCUCAGUCAUACCUCCGAGAAGCAUCCUCGUGCUACCCUCACUGAGCUCAAUGUCCUGAGACGCCAUCGAGAGCUGUGUGACGUUGUACUCAAUGUCGGUACCAGGAAGAUAUUUGCACAUAGAGUUAUACUCUCGGCAUGCAGCCCUUACUUCAGGGCGAUGUUCACUGGGGAGUUAGCGGAGUCUCGCCAAACCGAAGUAACGAUUCGCGAUAUAGACGAAGUAGCAAUGGAGCUACUCAUAGACUUCUGCUACACCUCGCACAUUAUAGUCGAAGAGGCGAAUGUACAAACUCUUCUGCCAGCGGCAUGCCUCCUGCAGCUGGCAGAGAUUCAGGACAUCUGCUGUGAAUUUUUGAAACGCCAAUUGGACCCCUCAAACUGCCUAGGAAUUCGUGCAUUUGCCGAUACCCACUCGUGCCGGGAACUCUUGAGAAUUGCUGACAAAUUUACCCAGCACAAUUUUCAAGAGGUCAUGGAGAGCGAGGAGUUUCUACUGCUGCCAGUCGGCCAACUAGUUGAUAUAAUAUCGUCCGACGAGUUGAAUGUCAGGACUGAGGAGCAGGUGUUCAGUGCUGUGAUGAACUGGGUGAAGUACAAUGUUACAGAGAGACGUCAGCACCUGGCGCAGGUCCUUCAGCACGUGCGUCUUCCCCUUCUGUCGCCAAAAUUUCUCGUAGGAACUGUCGGCUCGGAUCUACUGGUGCGAUCUGAUGAUGCCUGUAGGGAUCUAGUCGAUGAGGCGAAGAACUAUCUCCUCCUACCGCAGGAAAGGCCCCUCAUGCAGGGCCCCAGGACCAGGCCCAGAAAGCCCACCCGUAGAGGCGAAGUCCUAUUCGCGGUUGGGGGGUGGUGCUCUGGUGACGCUAUCGCUUCUGUCGAGAGAUUUGAUCCCAACACCGCUGACUGGAAAAUGGUCGCACCCAUGAGUAAAAGAAGGUGCGGUGUUGGCGUUGCUGUUCUCAACGACCUGCUUUACGCUGUUGGAGGACACGAUGGACAGAGCUAUCUCAAUAGCAUUGAGCGAUACGAUCCCCAGACUAAUCAGUGGUCCUGCGAUGUUGCUCCUACCACCUCCUGCAGGACUAGUGUUGGCGUUGCUGUGCUGGAUGGGUUUCUUUAUGCUGUCGGUGGGCAAGAUGGUGUCCAGUGCCUCAAUCACGUCGAGAGGUAUGACCCAAAAGAGAACAAAUGGUCUAAAGUAUCCCCAAUGACUACACGACGGCUUGGAGUCGCUGUGGCAGUACUUGGGGGAUAUCUCUACGCCAUUGGAGGCUCUGAUGGUACGUCACCAUUGAACACGGUUGAGCGGUACGAUCCCAGACAAAAUAAGUGGUCCCAGGUGUCACCCAUGUCCACCAGACGGAAACACCUCGGCUGCGCAGUUUUUAAUAAUUUGAUCUACGCGGUAGGGGGGAGAGACGACUGCAUGGAACUGUCUAGUGCUGAGAGGUACAAUCCUCAUACGAAUUCGUGGAGUCCCAUUGUCGCGAUGACGUCGAGGAGAAGUGGGGUCGGUCUGGCUGUCGUAAAUGGCCAGCUCUAUGCAGUCGGUGGUUUCGAUGGCACAGCAUACCUUAAAACCAUCGAAGUUUACGAUCCCGAACAGAAUCAGUGGCGUCUGUGUGGCUGCAUGAAUUACAGACGAUUGGGCGGGGGGGUUGGUGUGAUGAGGGCACCACAGACUGAAAACUGCAUUUGGUAGCUCAGGCCCCCCUCUUCGGCCACAACGGCUGAAACACCAUCGACACCAAUAACACCAGUUACACCCGUAACUCCACCAGCACCACUUUCCGUUCCUAUCGCAUCGACCAAUACUAGAAAACGAUAUCGACGCUCCAUGAGCAUCAUAUGAACGCUUCUUUCGUUAUUAUUUCAUCGUCAUUCAUUUGGGAGUGUUCUAGAGGAGAUUCUAGCGUUACUACUGCCUUAAGUAAUUUUUCCGAGGGGUUUUUGGUGUGUUUGUUGGGAGUGAGAGGUAGUUUUUUGAUCGAUCCAGUAGUGAAUCCCAUAACUAAUUUUUGAAGACUAUUUGCGUGAGAACAAUUCAAAGAAAAGCUUUACACGGAUACAUCCGAUGAUUAGAAAUGCUAUCCCAGAAGGUAUUAAAGGGACGACAGAAUUUUUUUGAAGUUUCGGAAAAAAAAUUGGAAGAUCUGUUAAUUCUUCCAAAAUGUUUAGAGUAUUUCCCCAUGCUAUACUCGAAUCAUUUGUAUAGCAAAAUGGGAAAAUUCACUGUACCACUUCACUACUGAAUCAAUUAGAAAAUUUUUUGUUUUAUUAUCUCUUCAUGUGAUUCAGUAUGUAAUUAUCGUUAGUGAUUAUUUAAAUUCGGUCCAAGACUGAUGUAAUAAAUUGAGAAAUGCCUAAUUUAUAAGGAACAAGAGAUGAUUUACCCAGGGCAGCUACAGGAAAACAUUUUAUUUCCAUUCCAUUCUCACAUGAUAAUGAGAAUCUACAUAUUUUGAAGGAGAUAAUGGAGAGGGCUAUUUCCACAGGCGCAUUUAUCGAACGGUGCGAAAAUAGAACUGAAUAAAAUCAACGAUUUUUACUUUUUUUUUUUCAACGAAAAGGGAUCGAUACCUAAAAUACAAAUUGGGAGUUGUGUUGUCAAAAAGGGGAAUGAGUUGAACUCAAAAAAAAAGCUUUUUAUGGUUGUCAGUGAACGUGCACGUCCGCUUUUAUUGUUGAGAGGAAUGAUAAUAAUUUACUUAGUAACUAAUGAUCUGAUAGCAAUUAAUGAAGAUCGAGAAGAAACAAAUUUUCAUUAUGAAGAAUUGAAAGUAAAAACUUUUAAAUGGCCAAGGAGAGUUGAGUGAUUCACCCUAGGGAUUCAAUAACUGCUGAUUGACAAAACGAAAUUGGGCGAAUGGGGUUUUAUUUUGAAGAUAUUUUUUCACACGCCAAAACGAGAGCUUGUUCCUUCCAUUCAGAUCGCUCAUUCAGGGGAUAUCGAGGAUUUAAGGUGGACAUCCUGCUCUAGCCUCAUCUAAUAACUCAAACUCAAAGGUUGCACUAUUAUCAAUUAAUGAGAAAAAAAUUCAUUUGAUGCAAACAAAAAUUGAAAACCAUGUAAUAUUUUAAGAUGCACGUCUUCUAGGUGAAUUUUCAAACUAAUUAGUCGUUUAUGGUAUUUUGAUUGUAUCCAAAUUAGCCAAUUAUGUUCGCCAAAAAUAUGAAAAAUUCUUCCCACGGAUAAAAGGGUUAUUUUUUACACUCGAAGAUUAGUGGAUAAUCGAGUCCUUCCAAUGCCUUUCGAUGAAUUAAGGAUCAUGAUAUAUUAUUUAUAUUUUUCUCUCUAAUAUUUACUAGUUUAUUCGAAAUGAAAAUAUAAAAAUCGUUACUCUCUUUUUCGAGUUAUUUCAGGACUAAGUUCAACGUGUACAAUGUAAAUGAUUAAUUCAUCAUGUAUAUAUUGAAAUCUGUGAAAAUAUGAGGGCAAAAAGAAACAAAAAAUGUUGAAGGAGAAAAUAUAUUGUUAAAAAUCCGA